Lotus japonicus is the source of this 1901-nucleotide messenger RNA. RefSeq names its product histone deacetylase 19. Lineage: Eukaryota; Viridiplantae; Streptophyta; Magnoliopsida; Fabales; Fabaceae. The coding region runs from base 218 to 1717 and encodes 499 amino acids. Gene Ontology annotation, molecular function: histone deacetylase activity. The record is from RefSeq and is a predicted model, not a curated record. The transcript has 9 exons.
GAGGGGAGUGUAUUUUACUCUUUAAAAUUUGGUGAAACUUACGGGCGUGCGUUCAUUUUGUCGUUUCAUUUCUCUCAUCGUGAGAUUGUUCGUUAUUUCGCUAGCUAGAUAACAACAGAUUGUCAACUGAGAUUGUUAAGAUCUGGAACCCUAUAUUGAGUUUUUAUUAGGAUGACUAAAUAUUGACAAGCAGAAAGAUUACGGGGAAACAACUCGCAUGGAUGCCAGUGGCAAUUCUCUACCGUCCGCUGCCUCUGAUGGAGUGAAGAGAAAGGUGUGCUAUUUCUAUGAUCCAGAGGUUGGGAAUUACUAUUAUGGGCAAGGUCAUCCUAUGAAGCCACAUCGUAUUCGCAUGACACAUGCUCUUCUUGCCCACUACGGAUUGCUUCAGCAUAUGCAGGUCCACAAGCCAUUUCCUGCUAGAGACAAGGACCUCUGUCGUUUUCAUGCGGAUGAUUAUGUUUCAUUCCUUCGAAGCAUAACCCCUGAAACACAGCAGGAUCAUCUGAGGCAACUCAAACGCUUUAAUGUCGGUGAAGAUUGUCCUGUCUUUGAUGGCCUGUACUCUUACUGUCAAACUUACGCUGGAGGUUCAGUUGGGGGUGCUGUCAAGUUAAAUCAUGAUUCAUGUGAUAUUGCUGUCAAUUGGGCUGGUGGGCUGCAUCAUGCCAAGAAGUGUGAGGCAUCUGGAUUUUGCUAUGUCAAUGAUAUAGUCCUCGCAAUUUUAGAACUUCUUAAACAGCAUGAGCGUGUUCUAUAUGUGGACAUUGAUAUCCACCAUGGGGAUGGUGUGGAGGAAGCUUUUUACACAACUGACAGAGUUAUGACCGUUUCAUUCCAUAAAUUUGGUGACUAUUUUCCUGGUACUGGGGAUGUACGUGAUAUUGGAUAUGGAAAGGGAAAAUAUUAUGCUCUUAAUGUUCCACUUGAUGAUGGCAUUGAUGAUGAGAGUUAUCAUUUCUUGUUCAAACCAUUAGUAGGCAAAGUUAUGGAAGUGUUUAAGCCGGGCGCAGUAGUCCUCCAGUGUGGUGCAGAUUCUUUAUCUGGAGACAGAUUGGGAUGUUUUAAUCUUUCAAUCAAGGGUCAUGCCGAGUGUGUAAGAUACAUGAGAUCAUUCAAUGUGCCCCUCUUGCUAGUGGGUGGCGGUGGCUACACCAUUCGUAAUGUUGCUCGCUGCUGGUGCUAUGAGACAGGUGUUGCUCUUGGAAUAGAAGUUGAUGACAAAAUGCCACAACAUGAAUAUUAUGAAUAUUUUGGUCCGGAUUAUACCCUUCAUGUUGCACCAAGUAACAUGGAAAACAAAAAUUCCCAUCAUUUACUUGAAGAAGUUCGAUCUAAGCUACUUGAGAAUCUUUCCAAGCUGCAGCAUGCUCCCAGUGUCCAAUUCCAGGAAAGGCCUCCUGAUUAUGAUCUUGGAGAGGCUGACGAAGAUCAUGAUGAUGGAGAUGAACGUUGGGAUCCAGAUUCUGACAUGGACAUUGAUGUUGAACGUGAGCUUCGCCCAGGCAAAGUAAAGAAAGAAGUUGUUGAACCUCAGCUCAAUGAUCUGGAGGACCAAAGAAGCAGUGGAGAGCAGUUGCGAGGCUCUGAUACCGCCGUAGCUGAAACAUGCUUGAAGGCUUUAGAUAUUUGUUCUCAGCAAGUAGAUGAAGAUAAUGUGAAAGCUGAACAGAAUAUUGUGACUGAUUCGGCCAGAGAGACUGAUCUGAAGUGUUAAGUUAGGUUUUAACUGAUUUGUUGUUGAUGAUUUAGUGAUCCAUAUGUUCUGUCACAUUUCCCAAAUAAUUGAGAUGUAGCUGCUGUUUGGUUUUUUCGAUGAUCAUUGUACAUGCACAGUGGCAUUUUCCUAAUGUUUGCAAAUUUAAACUUGUUUUAUUACAUGACAUUUUUUCCCUACCUAA